Messenger RNA from Lytechinus pictus (painted urchin), 6341 nucleotides. Its product is annotated as nucleolin-like. NCBI's taxonomy places the organism in Eukaryota, Metazoa, Echinodermata, Echinoidea, Temnopleuroida, Toxopneustidae. Bases 267 to 1364 code for a protein of 365 amino acids. The record is from RefSeq and is a predicted model, not a curated record. The transcript is spliced from 5 exons.
GUAGAGCCAGUGAGUACCUAUACCACCAUCAUAAUUCAUCCUUCGAUCGCGUGUGACGUACCGUACCGGGUACGUAGCUCGUAUAGCUAGGCCAGCGCCAGGCAUAGAGCGAAUGAUCAAUGUAGACGCCUUCACUGACACUGGAUUCGCCUUCGGACGAAAACUGUUCUGGGGAGUGGGAUCGUGGCUUACAGGGAUGUUGAGGUAGGAUUGUGUCAUGCAGAGUUCAUAUAGUUCCCAGAGGUCAUAGCUGAAGUCAUCGAACCAUGGGUUGCAUGUGCUGCUGUUUCAAGUCUCCAAAGGAGGAGGAACCAAGUUCUCUUGUCAAGAAGGGCGAUGACCCAUCAGGAAGUCCAAGGAAGUCCUAUGGUGCUAUUACAAUUCAAGAAGAAACGCCUGCUUCAAAGCUCAAUUCCCCUCCCAGAAAAUCACCCGAAGAACUGUUGUACUCCGACAAACCAAAGUCAGCCCGUGUGCAAUCGCCAGAGCUAAAAAAAGAUGGAGAGGCCUCAACCUCUGGGGCAUCUCCUGAAAAGAGGACAUUGGCAGAUAUUGCCGUUGCUGCCCAAAAAGUGACCAGUGCCUUCCAAGAUAAAAAGAAAUCCAGGACUUCCUCCCCAAGCCCCACAGUGGACACCAAAGGCCAUGCAGAAGCAGAAGAAUAUGUGGAGCAAGGAGUUGAUGUUCCAUUAAUUUCUUCUGGAGGUGAUUCAAAUGUGCAUGACAAUGCGUCGAUGGAAUCGGACACCUGCCACUCAAUAGGCGAGGAUGAGGAGGAAGAAGAAGAAAGUGAGGAUGCAAGGAUUCUUCGGAUGAUGUCAAGUGUUCCACCAGCCCCAUCUUCAGAUGGAUCACAAAGUCAGCUGGUGCCCAAGUCACCAUCCCCGGGAUCAUCAUCUCAAGAUGUAUCAAUGGAUAAGAAACAGUCUAAGGCCAAGGACUUCAUGAAAAAAGCAGGGAAGAGUAUGAAGAAGGCCAAGAAGAAAGUUGGUAAAGGGAUGGAUAAAAUGAUACAUCAUAAGAAGAAGGAGGAGUCAAGAAGUCAGGAUGAUACCAGAGAAAGAGCUGACUCAACAAGUACAAAUGAGACUUCAUCAUCCAGCAAUAACCAGUUCAAACGGGUCAGCUCAGAGCGCAUGAAAUCCAAGUAUGCACGAGAUAGACUAGCCGCUCUAGAGAAGAAGAGGGAGGAAGAAGCUAGCCAUAAAACAUCACAAGGAAUUACAGAUCCAAGACAGGCUGCUCUGGAGAGGGGCGAGAAGCUGGGAGAGCUCGAGGAUAAGACGGAACAGAUGCGUGACCAAGCAGCGAGCUUUGCUCACAACGUGAGUUUGUUGAAGGGCCGCCAUGCCUCGACGAGUUGAUGAAUGAAGCACUUCUCCAUCAUUGAAACCCCCAUCUCUUGCUUCUCUUCUCUAAUUUUCUCCCGGAUGAGACAACGUAUCACAGUGGAUGGAGAAAGUAUUAUCAUUAUUUGAUGAGAUUAGAGAGAAAUGAAGUGUGAUAUACAACACAAGACAGAAGGGACCCUAAGGUGAUAAGUAGUAGUCCCAUUGUCUGUUUCUAAUGUAGAAAGGCUCAGAGAAAGUCUUCUCUGAGCCAGUAUUUUUUUAAAAAGGAUAAUAUAUACUGAGGCCUGAUUUUGCUGUAUAUAUUCCAGGUAAAUAUUUGAAAAAGGCCAACUAACAGUAAAAUAAUAAUCUCAAAUAUUUGAUUAUUGUAUUAUUUAUGUACAUCUCUUACAACUGCAAUAGAAAUCAAGUCACAACUGUAAAUUUAAGUCCCCAAUUUUCCACUAUACAGAAAACAAGAAAAUUUGAAUUUCACAGAAUUUGGGAAGAGCACUUAAUUUCAUAGAAACACAUUUCUUUUUCAGAUAAAAAUUUUGAAUUCCGAAAAGUACACUGAAAAUCGUGAAAAUUAAAUGAAGUCCAGUAAAACAAAUUUCUGUUGCAUUCUAUAAAACAACUGCCAAUCACCAUUCUCACAUUGUUUAUUACAAAGCUUUAUCUGCAUACUGCAAUGUGGGUAAAUAAGGGAAAUUUUUCAUGUUACCAAAGUUUUUACUAUCAACAAUAAUUGCAUUUAAUAUUAUAUAUAUAUUGUAUAUGUCACAGAAGGACACAAACACCGAAUUUGCAUUGAAAUGAAACAGAAAACUGGGGACUUUACACAAAGGUGAUAUUUCCUGUUAAAAAGUGAUUAAAUACAGUUGUCAUCUAUACAGAUGCCUUGCCUGGCAUAGCAUGUUGAGUUUUCUUACACACAUGUUGACCCAGAUUGGUAUUUGUCUCCUAGUGUGUUUUAAACUGUAGAUGUGCAUGCACAUAACAUCAUUUAGAGUUGAUCAAGCACUGUAGAAUGACUGUUACGUGUCAUAAGCAGGAGUAUUAAUCAAAGUGAUGUCAAUCUUUCCCUGUUAUGAAAAUUUGCUGGUUCUACUUGAGACAGAGAUGAAUAAAUUACCCACCAGUGUAUCUAACGUGCUUAUUUCUUAUCCAUUACACAUGUGGCAAACUAAAUGGAUGUUUGCUCCAGGCUGAAAAAAAAAAUGAUUUGAAUUAACAGCUAAAGUAAAAUUCAGACGAAGCAAAACGCUUAAAAAUUCCAUCAAAAUUGGAUAGAAAAUAACAAAAGUUGUAACAUUUUUUAGUUUUUGCAUAAUUUUGGUCAAGAACUCUAUGCAUAUCUCUAUGAAUAUGCAUUGAGCAAGCUGAUGAUGUCGUAUCCUCAUUUUUUCUUUCAUUCAAAUUUGUCGUCCCUGAGUGAAUAAAAUUGGAUUGACUUUUAAUGAACUAAUAAGAUAAUCAUUGCUGCAACUUAUUCAGUUACAAGAUAUAUCACGCACGCAUUUAUGAAAAUAUGAAAUAAUUGUAAUUUCAUAUGAGGGUAAGUGGGGACAUGACAUCAUCAGCCCACCUAUUGAAUAUUCAUGACGGCGUGUGUAUAGCGCUUUUCACAAAAUAUGGCUGAACAUUAAGAUUCAAUAACCUUGUUAUUUGCUAUCAGAUUUUGACAAAAUUGUCAGCAUUUCAGCUUCAUGAAUUUUACUCUUUUAUAUAUUGAGAUAUAAUUAUAGUUAUUUUCAGCCCGGAGUACCCCUUUGCAAUAGAUUAAUGGGUAUCCCUUUGCAAUAUCAUCAUAUUAUAGAGUACCGAAGUGUGACGUCACAAUGUCAUGAUAACGAACCGGCUGGUUCUGAACAGAGUCAUAGCUGACGAUCGUCUGUACACAUUUGUAUUUGCAAAAAUAGUGAUGUGCUGUAGAAACACACUCUAUAGAGCAAUACUUCUAGAUGUGUGUUUCAUAAAGCUGUUUGUAAGUUAAGAACGACUUUAAGAACGACUGGUGAUCCUUUCUUGUGGUAAAUGGUAUAAUAAAUUGGCGAUGGUUUAGUGCAUAAAAUAGGAUCACCAGUCGAAUAAAGUCGCUACUAACUUUAAUACGAACAGCUUUAUGAAACUGUCCCCCGGAUUCAUUUGUUUAGAACCAGGCCGCCAUGACACCAUGGCAACUGACAUCAUCGCUUUGGUACUCUAUAUACAACACUUGAUCAUGACAGUAUUUUGGUAGAUCAGGAGAGGAUUUAACUCUUAGAGCAAGAUACAUUUCUCACCCUAAACAUUUCAGUUAAUUGUAAAUUUAUUUUAUUAUGGUUAUAAAUGUUCAUGUGAUAUUCCAUUGUUACUUCCCCCACAUUUGAGCUUAGAAAGACUACUCUCAGAUUCAUAAUUCUGCAAAGUAGGACAUAAGUGAUAUUUUUAUAGGCGACCAUUUUAAAUAUAAAUUGACUUAUGUUCUGAAAGCUGAAAAACUUUUUCAUAAUAUUCAAGUUUUGAAACAGGGCUUUUUUGUUAAAGAAAUAGUUAGAAAAUACUGCUCUGAAUGCAGACAGCCAUCUUGUUUUGAGAAAAAAUAUAUAAUUUAGCUGAAGUCAUAGUGUGUGAUUUGUUCUUUUAACACACAUAUACAUGUAUAUCUUGUUUAUUUACUCUCUAAUUUCUUCUGUAUAUUUUUUUAAACAUGACAUAUUAACCUCACCCCAUACUAUAUAUUAAUUCAGUUCAAAAAUAAAAAAAAAUAUGGUAGCAGCCUGGUAAUCGAUUUUAUAGCACAUCACUUCUCUUUAUAUAUGAUUAUGUGUAUGAAGAUAGUUAUCUCAUUCAAUCUAUGUUGUAGAAUGAUAUAAAUGUACUCUUAGUAAAUUAGUUGGGCAUUUGCAAUAUAUUAUUCGUCAUGAUUUUGAGAUAUAUACACAUAUAACCACACUAAUUCAUAUUAUGUCAGUAAUUGGUGCUUUAAUAAUCCGUUCUUGCCUUGCUUUUUAACGACGGUGAUAUACACAAAUUUGAUUAGCCAUUAAUUUCGACUUUAAAACAGGCUAAUAUGAAUCAGGGAUUCUUUACAGCAGUUUCAUAUUUUCUAAUCUUUUUUUAUUAUUGUCUGUGAAUCCAUCAAAUAGGAUAAGUGUUAUGUGAUAUCGGUAAUUUGUAGAUCAAUGUGUGGAUACAUUUCUGUUUUAAAGCAGUGAAUUCAAGUUAGGUGUUGGUGUUAGGUGUUGGUGUUUGGUGUUGGAAGCAAAAUUCUGAUUGCCUUCCCUACCUCUAACACCUUAUUUGAGCUAACACAUAUCACAACAUCUAUUCAGAUUUCCCCCAGGUGCCAAGCUGGCGUAAAUAUCUGAUCCGACACCAACACCAAACACAAAAGAAUGUCCGUAGUCUCCUGUCCUUAGUCUUGAUGCAAGACCUUGUAGAAAAUCAUAAAUGUAAUGAUGCAUUCUGGGAUAGUCAUUUAGUUCAGGACAGAAUGGCUGUAUUUUUUUUGGGGGGGGGGGGCGGCCGUUGAUCACAGCACAAAACCAAAUAUCAUACACUGUAAAAAAAAACACCAGACAGUGUUCUGAGAUGACAGCUCCGUCAGGUGUUGAAAAUGCACUAUGGAAUUGAACAUUACACCAAACAGUGUCGAAUUAUAACAAACAGGAUGUGUUAUAAUAUCACCAAUUGGUGUUGAACUAACACCAUGUAUUUCACACUGGUGUAAAAUAAUUACCGGUGGUGUCGUUUCAACACCAAUAUUUGUAAAGUAUAGGUGACAUUAUUCUUCCCCUUGUUGUUUUCUAGCUUUUAGAAGCUUACAUGUAUGUAUCACAAAUGUGCAAUUAUAGAAUCGAAACAUUUGCCUUCUUGAAAACUCAAGUACACAAUGAUCUUAUUACAUUUCAUGUCUUUUUCAGAGUGACCUUACAAAAAGACCAAGUAAAUUUCUAUAUCAUUAAAGCCUGACAUAAUUGUAUACAUUAAUUUAUCAUCUAUGUUUACUGUGUUUCGUACUUUGUAUGUUUUUCUAAAGAUAUUUUGAGGUUCAUGAAGUCUGGCAGACACAAGUUGGUAAUGUUGUCUGAUCGCGUUAAUUUCUUGCUUGCACAUUUCAUUUUAAAAAGCCAAAAUUUUAAUUGACCAAGCAAUUAUUGUUGUUAAGUCAAAUUAGCAGUGCUGCAAACCCUUGUUAAUUUUCCUCAAAUGUUUUCCAGAUGACCUCCCAUAUCUUGGGCAGUUGUGUUUCAUACCUUUUCAUCUUUAUAUAGCCUGAUAUAUGUGAAUUCAGGAUGUCAGAUAACACUUCUAAAUCUGUGGGUAAAAGAAAAAGAACAAAAUUAAUUAACUCUGUAUAUUCACUGAAGAAUACUGUAAUAUAUUGUUUUUUGUUUCUUCAGGGUAAAUGGAAAAAAAAACUGUACUUAAUUGCAAUUGUUACCUUCUACGCUCUGAGAGUGACAUUAAAAGAUUUGUGAUUUUUUUUUUACAUGAAAUGAACAAGUAUAAAGUAAAUUAUAUUUAUUAGAUUUUAUAGGAAAAAUAUUAAAGGUUGCUAUAUAAUUUAGUAUGAAUGGGUUGUAAAUUAUCUAUCAUAACUAUGAAAUGAAAAUGUAAUUUCAAUGGAAUAGCCCAGGCCACUAAGCUCUUCUAAGCAUUGUUUAAUGAAGAUUUUUGAUUAUUUAAUUCAUCUCAAAUUGAUCUCAAAUAUAUUUCUGAAGACAUAAAUGACCAAGACCGAUCUCAUCUUUGAGAUUUAGUUUGAGCCAAUCACAAGUUUCUAUAUGACAGGGACCAAAUUAUCAUUUAGACUUUACAAGUCUUUUUUUUUUAAUUUAUGAGGUCUUUAAAAAAAAUAGAAAGGGAAAUAUCACUGCAAUAAGAUUUCAAUCUAAAUUGACACCUAAAAUAAACCCAGACCUCUCUAAAAAUGUCAUUGUCAAUAUGUUCGUUAACAAGGUAUUCAAUUGUAUAAUGUGUAUAUAUAUAUGUAUAUUAUCUGUAGAUGUUAAUUGUACACUA